Molecule: messenger RNA, 842 nt
Organism: Anopheles cruzii
Lineage: Eukaryota; Metazoa; Arthropoda; Insecta; Diptera; Culicidae
Product: exosome complex component RRP43-like
Exons: 4
Coding region: 1-831 (276 amino acids)
Biological process (GO): U1 snRNA 3'-end processing; U5 snRNA 3'-end processing; nuclear polyadenylation-dependent rRNA catabolic process
Cellular component (GO): cytoplasmic exosome (RNase complex); nuclear exosome (RNase complex)
Source: RefSeq, a predicted model, not a curated record
AUGGAUGUUAAAACUUUCAAACUGAUUCACCCGGUAAAAUACUAUAAGGAUUAUUUGGAAAAUAAUAUUCGUCCAGAUGGUCGCGAACUGGAGGAUCUCCGACCGUUGGCCAUCAGCUUCGAUGCAAUCAAAGGUGCCGAUGGCUCGUCAAUAGUGAAAAUUGGCAACACGACCGUUGUGUGCGGCAUUAAGGCAGAGCUAAGCGCACCCAAACCGCUUGAGCCGACGCUCGGGUUUCUGGUUCCGAACGUAGAGAUAUCACCAAUAUCGUCGCCGGCCUACCGGCCCGGGCCACCGUGCGAAGAAGCACAAGUCUACAGCCAAUCCUUGGCUGACGCUAUUAACCAUUCUCGCUGCGUCGAUCUGGAGCAACUGUGCAUAACACCGGGAAAGUUGGUUUGGGUGCUUUACUGCGAUCUAGUUUGCCUAGACCACGACGGGUCUGUUUUCGAUGCCGCCGUUACUGCCACCGUAGCUGCCCUGCACACUGUAAAACUACCCAAAAUCAUCUACAACAGUGACACGGAGGAGACUGAGGUGGACCUUUCUGCGUUAUCUUCUUUGGAUGUCCAUUGUGUUCCUGUGACGACAUCUUUCGUAGUGAUUUCAGAUCGAAUUAUCAUGGAUCCCACGGCGGAGGAGGAAAAGCUGGCCGACAUGACACUGACCAUAACUAUCAGCGAUGGCAAAAUGAGCUUCUUGAACCAGUCGGGUGGACAGCCGAUGGACCAUGAGAUACUGAAGAAAUGCACCAAAAGUGCCACCCGCCGAGAGCGCUCGGUCAAAAAAAUGAUAACUGGUAUGCUGCAAAAACGAAAAGAGCAAAAAUAAAAAUAACAUAA